GAGCAGUUCACGCACAGUCACGCACGGACACGCACAUAGAGCGCGCGGGAUGCGUGCGAUCUGACGGACAACGGCUUGUUACAACAGACAGUGAAUCAGCAUCAUGACCAGGUCUGUGCGGGAGGAGCAGGCGUCAGUGGACUUGGAGGAGCAGCAGGAGCUUCACAGUCCCUCAGGAGGAGAGACAGAGAGGGGAGUAGGAGGAGAGGAGGAGGAGGAGGAGGACCACUUCCAUCGUCUUGAAGGGGAAGAGGACGACGACGACGACGAGGAAGAGGAGGAGGAGGAAGAGGAGGAGGGCGAGAACAAGCCCAAGAGACGAGGACCGAAGAAGAAGAAAAUGACCAAGGCUCGUAUGCAGAGGUUUAAGGUCCGUCGAAUGAAAGCUAAUGCCCGGGAGAGGAACCGUAUGCACGGGCUGAACGACGCUCUGGAGAGUCUGCGGAAAGUCGUCCCUUGUUACUCCAAAACCCAGAAACUGUCAAAGAUCGAGACCCUCCGUCUCGCCAAGAACUACAUCUGGGCCUUGAGUGAGAUCCUGCGCUCUGGAAAGGCACCCGACCUCAUGAGCUUCGUCCAGGCCCUCUGCAAAGGUCUGUCUCAGCCAACCACCAACCUGGUGGCGGGCUGCCUGCAGUUGAAUCCUCGGACUUUCCUGCCAGAGCAGACCCCCGACCUGCCGGCUCACCUCCCCCCUGCCGGCACUGUCACCUAUCCUGGACACUUCUCCUACCAGAGCCCCGGGCUGACGGCCGGCCUGCCCAGCCCGCCCUACGGCACUAUGGAGCCCUCCCACAUCUUCCACCAGGUCAAAGGUCAGCCGUAUGGCCCUCUGGAGCCUUUCUUUGAUGGCGUCCUGGUGUCGGACGGCCCAGCGUUUGACCCGCCCCUCAGCCCUCCACUCAGCAUUAACGGAAACUUCUCGUCCUUCAAGCACGAGGCCGCCACAGCGUCUGACUACGAUAAGAGUUUCUCCUUCAGCGUGCACUACGGGGGAGGAGGACCUGGGGGACAUGCUGCCAUCUAUGGCAAUGGGGGGUCCAACCCACGGUGCGGUGAGCUGCAGGUGGACGGGCUGAUGGGCUUUGAUGGACACUCGCACCACGAGCGGUUGAUGAACGCCCAGCUGAACGCCAUCUUCCACGACUCAUGAGGAAGAGGAGGAUGAAGGACUGAGAGGCUGAUGAAGAUGGAAGGACGAACAGAGAGACCGUUAUAUGAAGAGAGAGACAGUUCUGUGUAUUUCUAUCAUUUCAAAGCUGUCUUUCUUUCUGUCUUUUCUUCUUCCUGUCUGCGUCAGGCUCUACGACUCCUCCUCAGUGUGGUCAUAAAGACGGUGAUGUCGAUGAUGAUGUCACGUUGAUGAUGUAACCUUAUUUGUAGCUCUUCAUCCUGCAGGAGACGCUCUCUGAAUGUCUCGUUAUUGUCCAUAUUAUCACUUAAAAAUAAUCAAUAAGCAAUAAUCUGGAGGAAACUAUGCAAUUUUGUUAAAACCUGAGCUAUGCUCAGCUGAUAAUUCCAAAUGUUGAAAGAAUAAAGAUUUCUCUAUUUUUUGGUCAGUGUGUAAGGCGCUGUUGAGCCGGCGUUGGGCCGGUGUUGAGCCGGCGUUGGGCUGUAGUGUUCAUGUUGUUCAUGUGAUUUUUACAUUUUGCUUUUUAUAACGUUCCUGUAGCGUUGUUAACAUUUCAUGUGACUCUCAUAUUUUAUAAAAUAGAUGUUUAUA
Molecule: messenger RNA, 1723 nt
Organism: Morone saxatilis (striped sea-bass)
Lineage: Eukaryota; Metazoa; Chordata; Actinopteri; Moronidae
Gene: neurod1
Product: neuronal differentiation 1
Exons: 4
Coding region: 104-1153 (349 amino acids)
Biological process (GO): regulation of DNA-templated transcription; nervous system development
Molecular function (GO): protein dimerization activity
Source: RefSeq, a predicted model, not a curated record